Linum trigynum is the source of this 828-nucleotide messenger RNA. NCBI's taxonomy places the organism in Eukaryota, Viridiplantae, Streptophyta, Magnoliopsida, Malpighiales, Linaceae. The record is from the annotation of a GenBank genome assembly.
AUGAAUAACAGGUACAAGGAAGACAGCAAUUGCAGCGGCGACUUCUGCUACUUCCAUCCAAAGGAAGCGGUGGUCGGAGUCUGCCCGCUCUGCCUACACGACCGCCUUUUAGUCCUCGCCGCCGCCACCAAGCACCGCCACCUUUCCCCUUCUCCGACAUCUACUUCUAGUUCUUCCACGGCGGCGGGACGCCACAAGAAGAAGCCAUCGAUUCUGUUUGCACUCGGCUCCCUGCUCAUCAACAGGCUCGAAUUCCGACAACCCAAAUCCGAUCUUCACGAUGACGACGACCAUUUCCCUGAUUAUGGUGAUGAUGCAGAUGAUGAUGAUGAUGAUGCAUCCACCGGCACUCUAGAAGAUUCUUUCAUUUCAAUCCAGUUCCAAGACAAUGGGGUGGCCUCAUGGGAAAAAGGUGUGGAUUUGGUCUCUCAAUCCAAAAAACAUGACAAGAAGAACAGCAAGAAGAAGAAGAAGAAGAAGAAGAACAGCCAAAGCCAGAGAAGGGAUCAGAACAAGGACACCACCACCACGAUCAUGCCAUUUUCUUCUUCUUGUUCUUCUUCUUCGACCAGCUACAAGGUGAAGGAAGAGGAGAUGAUGAUGAGUGUGGUUGAGCACGGGAAGCCACGAGCCGGGUCGAUGAGGUGGCGGAAGCGGAUUGGGCACAUGUUCCACCUCAUCAGAUGGAAGAGGUCAAAUGUGUGCCACGUGGGAUCCAAGGUGGAAGGGGUCAAGGUGGUCGGUAGCAGCAGCAGCAGCAGGAAUAAUAACAGCAAAGGCUGGAUAAGGACUCUGACAAAGAGGAGGGCCAGAGGAGGCAGAGAAUAG